Messenger RNA from Rotaria socialis, 867 nucleotides. The record is from the annotation of a GenBank genome assembly. NCBI's taxonomy places the organism in Eukaryota, Metazoa, Rotifera, Eurotatoria, Philodinida, Philodinidae.
AUGCUGAGUCAAGAUCAACUUCACCAAUACAGACAAGAAGGUUUUAUUGUCAUCAAAGAACUAUUGACUCCUGAUGAAUGUCAAAAACUAAAAACAGCUGCCAAUAAACUAAUCGAUGACUGGCAACCAGAGGAAGACUAUUCAUGGAUGUUUCCAAAUGGCGAAACAAAAGAACGAUCAGGAGCUCGGCAAAUGAUUGAUAGUAGUGAUAAAAUUUCAUUUUUUAUCGAAAAAGAUGCUGUCGAUCCUCCAACAGGAAAACUCAAUCGGGAAAAACAUUUAAGUGUGUCUAUGAUUGGCCAUUAUCUUCAUAUGCUCGAGCCGAACUUCAAGGCAAUUGCAUUUUCUGACAAAAUCAAAGCGAUUGCACGUGACCUGCAAUACAUCAAGCCUGCCAUUCGUCAAGCGUUGUACAUUUUCAAACAGCCAUUGAUUGGCGAAAAAAUAACUUCUCAUCGAGACUCAUCAUAUGUUUCCAAUGAGCCAUUUAAAAUAGAUGGUAUUUGGAUUGCUCUCGAAGAUGCUACAGUCGAAAAUGGAUGUCUCUGGUUUAUACCUGGUUCACAUUCCACGCCGACUCGACGACAUUAUAUUCGUAAUCCAAAUGAACAGGAAUUUAAUGAGGGCAAAUUACUCAUUAAUAUGGGAGAAGAUCAAUUUGACGAAAAUGCUUUUAUACCCGUCGAAGUCAAAGCAGGUGAUGCAGUUCUUAUCGAUGGUCAAGUAGCACACAAGAGUGAACAGAAUAAAUCGUCAUAUACAAGACAAAUUUGUGCAUUUCAUAUUUUUGAAUCGCACAAUUCCAUCUAUAAUAAGGAAAAUUGGCUUCAACUAACGGAACCGUUUCCAUUACUCUACGAUGAAUGA